AAAAAAUAACAACUGGGCCAGCUCGUCCCACGCUGCUUCCUCUCCUUCCUCUCUCUCGCUGGCCGGCUCCGUCCGCCCGCGCCAUCCCUCGCUCCGGCGUGCAGAAUUUUGAAGGGGACCGCGCCGAAGCCACCGUUGUGACUUGUGAGUGUCUCCUCCCUCUCCUGGCGUCCUAAAUUUCGUAUUUGGAGCAUCGUGAGCUCCGGCAUCAACGUCUCGAUCCUCAAGUGCUUGGGAAAUGAGUGCAGGUGGCGCGUUUGGCGGAAACAGGGGAGCGAGGCCUGUACCUCCUGAAAAAGGUGUAUUCCCCCUCGAUCACUUGCAUGAGUGCGACCUGGAGAAGAAGGACUAUCUUGCUUGCCUGAAGUCUACAGGAGCUCAGUCUGAAAAAUGUCGGAUGUUCUCGAAGAAAUACUUGGAAUGUAGGAUGGAGAGGAACCUGAUGGCAAAGCAAGAUAUGUCGGAGCUUGGGUUCAGCAACACAGACGUUGUGGUUACACCUUCUGAGAAGAACAACAAACUGGAGAGUCCAACAAGUGACUCAAAAGAGAAGAAAUAGCUGUUCAACUUGCAAGUUCCUUAUCUAAUGGUUAAUAUCAUUCGGUACUCCCAACACAAGUUUUAGGAAGUGCUGCCAGAAAUUAAGGAGUACCUUCAUCUUAAGGGCAAAAGAAUAAUCAUGAGAGUAUGUAAUUUGUUGGAUUGAGAUUAAGCAGAAAGAAAAAUCACAAAUCCUUUUA
Messenger RNA from Aegilops tauschii subsp. strangulata, 740 nucleotides. The record is from RefSeq and is a predicted model, not a curated record. Lineage: Eukaryota; Viridiplantae; Streptophyta; Magnoliopsida; Poales; Poaceae.